AUGCUGCUUCCCUGCUUUCCCUCGCGCUGCAUCCCCGCUGCAUCCCCGCUUCCCCUCGCGCUGCUUCCCUGCUUCCCCUCGCGCUGCAUCCAUGCUUCCCCUCACGCUGCUUCCCCGCUUCCCCUCGCGCUGCAUCCCCGCUUCCCCUCGUGCUGCUUCCCCGCUUCCCCUUGCGAUGCAUCCCCACUUCCCCUCGCGUUGCUUCCCUGCUUCCCCUCACGCUGCUUCCCCGCUUCCCCACGCGCUGCUUCCCUGCUUCGCCUCGCGCUGCUUCCCUGCUUCGCCUCGCGCUGCUUCCCUGCUUCCCCUCGCGCUAGUUUUCCACAUUCCCUACUGGCGGCUUUCCCCUCUCCUGCUUGCCCAUCUUUCCCCCCUGCUCUCUCUUCCCUCCCUCCUCUCUGUUCCCUCCCUGCUCUCUCUUCCCUCCCUCCUCUCUCUUCCCUCCCUCCUCUCUCUUCCCUCCCUGCUCUCUCUUCCCUCCCUGCUCUCUCUUCCCUCCCUCCUCUCUCUUCCCUCCCUGCUCUCUCUUCCCUCCCUGCUCUCUCUUCCCUCCCUACUCUCUCUUCCCUCCAUACUCUCUCUUCCCUCCCUGGUCUCUCUGCCCUCCCUGCUCUCUCUUCCCUCCCUCCUCUCUCUUCCCUCCCUACUCUCUCUUCCCUCCCUGCUCUCUCCUUCCUCCAUGCUCUCUCUUCCCUCCCUACUCUCUCUUCCCUCCCUGCUCUCUCUUCCCUCCCUGCUCUCUCUUCCCUCCCUCCUCUCUCUUCCCUCCCUGCUCUCUCUCCCCUCCAUACUCUCUCUUCCCUCCCUGGUCUCUCUGCCCUCCCUGCUCUCUCUUCCCUCCCUCCUCUCUCUUCCCUCCCUACUCUCUCUUCCCUCCCUGCUCUCUCCUUCCUCCAUGCUCUCUCUUCCCUCCCUACUCUCUCUUCCCUCCCUGCUCUCUCUUCCCUCCCUGCUCUCUCUUCCCUCCCUCCUCUCUCUUCCCUCCCUGCACUCUCUUCCCUCCCUGCUCUCUCUUCCCUCCCUGCUCUCUCUUCCCUCCCUGCUCUCUCUUCCCUCCCUGCUCUCUCUUCCCUCCCUGCUCUCUCCUGCCUCCCUGCUCUCUCUUCCCUCCCUGCUCUCUCUUCCCUCCCUGCUCUCUCUUCCCUCCCUGCUCUCUCUUCCCUCCCUGCUCUCUCUUCCCUCCCUGCUCUCUCUUCCCUCCCUACUCUCUCUUCCCUCCCUGCUCUCUCCUCCCUCCCUGCUCUCUCUUCCCUCCCUGCUCUCUCUUCCAUCCCUGCUCUCUCUUCCCUCCCUGCUCUCUCUUCCCUCCCUACUAUCUCUUCCCUCCCUACUCUCUCUUCCCUCCCUACUAUCUCUUCCCUCCCUACUCUCUCCUCCCUCCCUGCUCUCUCCUCCCUCCCUGCUCUCUCUUCCCUCCCUGCUCUCUCUUCCAUCCCUGCUCUCUCUUCCCUCCCUGCUCUCUCUUCCCUCCCUGCUCUCUCUUCCAUCCCUGCUCUCUCUUCCCUCCCUGCUCUCUCCUUCCUCCAUGCUCUCUCUUCCCUCCCUACUCUCUCUUCCCUCCCUGCUCUCUCUUCCCUCCCUGCUCUCUCUUCCCUCCCUCCUCUCUCUUCCCUCCCUGCACUCUCUUCCCUCCCUGCUCUCUCUUCCCUCCCUGCUGUCUCUUCCCUCCCUGCUCUCUCUUCCCUCCCUGCUCUCUCUUCCCUCCCUACUCUCUCUUCACUCCAUACUCUCUCUUCCCUCCCUGGUCUCUCUGCCCUCCCUGCUCUCUCUUCCCUCCCUCCUCUCUCUUCCCUCCCUACUCUCUCUUCCCUCCCUGCUCUCUCCUUCCUCCAUGCUCUCUCUUCCCUCCCUACUCUCUCUUCCCUCCCUGCUCUCUCUUCCCUCCCUGCUCUCUCUUCCCUCCCUCCUCUCUCUUCCCUCCCUGCACUCUCUUCCCUCCCUGCUCUCUCUUCCCUCCCUGCUCUCUCUUCCCUCCCUGCUCUCUCUUCCCUCCCUGCUCUCUCUUCCCUCCCUGCUCUCUCCUCCCUCCCUGCUCUCUCUUCCCUCCCUGCUCUCUCUUCCCUCCCUGCUCUCUUCCCUCCCUGCUCUCUCUUCCCUCCCUGCUCUCUCUUCCCUCCCUACUCUCUCUUCCCUCCCUGCUCUCUCCUCCCUCCCUGCUCUCUCUUCCCUCCCUGCUCUCUCUUCCAUCCCUGCUCUCUCUUCCCUCCCUGCUCUCUCUUCCAUCCCUGCUCUCUCUUCCCUCCCUGCUCUCUCCUCCCUCCCUGCUCUCUCUUCCCUCCCUACUCUCUCUUCCCUCCCUGCUCUCUCCUCCCUCCCUGCUCUCUCUUCCCUCCCUGCUCUCUCUUCCAUCCCUGCUCUCUCUUCCCUCCCUGCUCUCUCUUCCCUCCCUGCUCUCUCUUCCAUCCCUACUCUCUCUUCCCUCCCUGCUCUCUCCUUCCUCCAUGCUCUCUCUUCCCUCCCUACUCUCUCUUCCCUCCCUGCUCUCUCUUCCCUCCCUGCUCUCUCUUCCCUCCCUCCUCUCUCUUCCCUCCCUGCACUCUCUUCCCUCCCUGCUCUCUCUUCCCUCCCUGCUCUCUCUUCCCUCCCUGCUCUCUCUUCCCUCCCUGCUCUCUCUUCCCUCCCUGCUCUCUCCUCCCUCCCUGCUCUCUCUUCCCUCCCUGCUCUCUCUUCCCUCCCUGCUCUCUUCCCUCCCUGCUCUCUCUUCCCUCCCUGAUCUCUCUUCCCUCCCUACUCUCUCUUCCCUCCCUGCUCUCUCCUCCCUCCCUGCUCUCUCUUCCCUCCCUGCUCUCUCUUCCAUCCCUGCUCUCUCUUCCCUCCCUGCUCUCUCUUCCAUCCCUGCUCUCUCUUCCCUCCCUGCUCUCUCCUCCCUCCCUGCUCUCUCUUCCCUCCCUACUCUCUCUUCCCUCCCUGCUCUCUCCUCCCUCCCUGCUCUCUCUUCCCUCCCUGCUCUCUCUUCCAUCCCUGCUCUCUCUUCCCUCCCUGCUCUCUCUUCCCUCCCUGCUCUCUCUUCCAUCCCUGCUCUCUCUUCCCUCCCUGCUCUCUCCUUCCUCCAUGCUCUCUCUUCCCUCCCUACUCUCUCUUCCCUCCCUGCUCUCUCUUCCCUCCCUGCUCUCUCUUCCCUCCCUCCUCUCUCUUCCCUCCCUGCACUCUCUUCCCUCCCUGCUCUCUCUUCCCUCCCUGCUCUCUCUUCCCUCCCUGCUCUCUCUUCCCUCCCUGCUCUCUCUUCCCUCCCUACUCUCUCUUCCCUCCAUACUCUCUCUUCCCUCCCUGGUCUCUCUGCCCUCCCUGCUCUCUCUUCCCUCCCUCCUCUCUCUUCCCUCCCUACUCUCUCUUCCCUCCCUGCUCUCUCCUUCCUCCAUGCUCUCUCUUCCCUCCCUACUCUCUCUUCCCUCCCUGCUCUCUCUUCCCUCCCUGCUCUCUCUUCCCUCCCUCCUCUCUCUUCCCUCCCUGCACUCUCUUCCCUCCCUGCUCUCUCUUCCCUCCCUGCUCUCUCUUCCCUCCCUGCUCUCUCUUCCCUCCCUGCUCUCUCUUCCCUCCCUGCUCUCUCCUCCCUCCCUGCUCUCUCUUCCCUCCCUGCUCUCUCUUCCCUCCCUGCUCUCUUCCCUCCCUGCUCUCUCUUCCCUCCCUGCUCUCUCUUCCCUCCCUACUCUCUCUUCCCUCCCUGCUCUCUCCUCCCUCCCUGCUCUCUCUUCCCUCCCUGCUCUCUCUUCCAUCCCUGCUCUCUCUUCCCUCCCUGCUCUCUCUUCCAUCCCUGCUCUCUCUUCCCUCCCUGCUCUCUCCUCCCUCCCUGCUCUCUCUUCCCUCCCUACUCUCUCUUCCCUCCCUGCUCUCUCCUCCCUCCCUGCUCUCUCUUCCCUCCCUGCUCUCUCUUCCAUCCCUGCUCUCUCUUCCCUCCCUGCUCUCUCUUCCCUCCCUGCUCUCUCUUCCAUCCCUGCUCUCUCUUCCCUCCCUGCUCUCUCUUCCCUCCCUACUAUCUCUUCCCUCCCUACUCUCUCUUCCCUCCCUGCUCUCUCUGCCCUCCCUGCUCUCUCUUCCCUCCCUCCUCUCUCUUCCCUCCCUACUCUCUCUUCCCUCCCUGCUCUCUCCUUCCUCCCUGCUCUCUCUUCCCUCCCUGCUCUCUCUUCCCUCCCUGCUCUCUCUUCCCUCCCUGCUCUCUCUUCCCUCCCUGCUCUCUCCUCCCUCCCUGCUCUCUCUUCCCUCCCUGCUCUCUCUUCCCUCCCUGCUCUCUCUUCCCUCCCUGCUCUCUCUUCCCUCCCUGCUCUCUCUUCCCUCCCUGCUCUCUCUUCCCUCCCUGCUCUCUCUUCCCUCCCUGAUCAAUCUUCCCUCCCUGCUCUCUCUUCCCUCCCUGCUCUCUCUUCCCUCCCUGCUCUCUCUUCCCUCCCUGCUCUCUCUCUUCCCUCCCUGCUCUCUCUUCCCUCCCUGCUCUCUCUUCCCUCCCUGCUCUCUCUUCCCUCCCUGCUCUCUCUUCCCUCCCUGCUCUCUCUUCCCUCCCUGCUCUCUCUUCCCUCCCUGCUCUCUCUUCCCUCCCUGCUCUCUCUUCCCUCCCUGCUCAAUCUUCCCUCCCUGCUCUCUCUUCCCUCCCUCCUCUCUCUUCCCUCCCUGCUCUCUCUUCCCUCCCUGCUCUCUCUUCCCUCCCUGCUCUCUCUUCCCUCCCUGCUCUCUCUUCCCUCCCUGCUCUCUCUUCCCUCCCUGCUCUCUCUUCCCUCCCUGCUCUCUCUUCCCUCCCUGCUCAAUCUUCCCUCCCUGCUCUCUCUUCCCUCCCUCCUCUCUCUUCCCUCCCUGCUCUCUCUUCCCUCCCUGCUCUCUCUUCCCUCCCUGCUCUCUCUUCCCUCCCUGCUCUCUCUCUUCCCUCCCUGCUCUCUCUUCCCUCCCUGCUCUCUCUUCCCUCCCUGCUCUCUCUUCCCUCCCUGCUCUCUCUUCCCUCCCUGCUCAAUCUUCCCUCCCUGCUCUCUCUUCCCUCCCUGCUCUCUCUUCCCUCCCUGCUCUCUCUUCCCUCCCUGCUCUCUCUUCCCUCCCUGCUCUCUCUUCCCUCCCUGCUCUCUCUUCCCUCCCUGCUCUCUCUUCCCUCCCUGCUCUCUCUUCCCUCCCUGCUCUCUCUUCCCUCCCUGCUCAAUCUUCCCUCCCUGCUCUCACUUCCCUCCCUCCUCUCUCUUCCCUCCCUGCUCUCUCUUCCCUCCCUGCUCUCUCUUCCCUCCCUGCUCUCUUCCCUCCCUGCUCUCUCUUCACUCCCUGCUCUCUCUUCCCUCCCUGCUCUCUCUUCCCUCCCUGCUCUCUCUUCCCUCCCUGCUCUCUCUUCCCUCCCUGCUCUCUCCUCCCUCCCUGCUCUCUCUUUCUGCACUGCUCUCUCUUCCCUCCCUGCUCUCUAUUCCCUCCCUGCUCUCUAUUCCCUCCCUGUUCUCUCUUCCGUGGUGCAGCUCGUCAGGCAUGAAGCAAACAAGCAGACAAGUUAGUUAG
Closterium sp. Naga37s-1 is the source of this 5454-nucleotide messenger RNA. The record is from the annotation of a GenBank genome assembly. Lineage: Eukaryota; Viridiplantae; Streptophyta; Zygnematophyceae; Desmidiales; Closteriaceae.